Messenger RNA from Lentinula edodes (shiitake mushroom), 522 nucleotides. RefSeq lists its product as uncharacterized. The record is from RefSeq and is a predicted model, not a curated record. NCBI's taxonomy places the organism in Eukaryota, Fungi, Basidiomycota, Agaricomycetes, Agaricales, Omphalotaceae. The transcript has a single exon. The coding region runs from base 1 to 522 and encodes 173 amino acids.
AUGGGACAGCUCUUACACUCUAUCCAAUUGGCCGCUAAAGAAGAAGAGCGUGCAGUGGCUCGUGCAGCAGCCUCUUUCAACGGUAAUAAAGGGAGACUUAAACGAAUGUCCCUCCACUAUCCUGUUUCUGACCUUCGGUCCACGUCAACGAACGGAGAUGAGCAGGAAAUGCAAGACUCUGACGAGUCAGAGGAUGGUGUUGUUGAAGUAGCCGAGUUUUUUGACUCAACUUCGUCGUGGGUCAUACGAGGCCCGAACGACUCGUUCUAUGUGUCGAGCCGUCAUCGUCCAGUAGGCGCUAUUGCCAAUGAGCAGGCUUUUGUUCGCGAUCUUGCCACCGGCCGUCUUGAAUUGGUUGAGCCCAAUGACUACUACUACUCCGAUGAAGAUUUCGAGGACGAAGAAGAAAUGAAACUAGGUCAUGCUCAGGAGGAAGACACUUCGGAAUUAGAAGAGUUGGGAGAGGAGGAGGAGGGGAGUGAAUUAAGUGCGGAAGAAAGCGAUGACUCGGACCCGGAGUAA